Molecule: messenger RNA, 405 nt
Organism: Suillus bovinus
Lineage: Eukaryota; Fungi; Basidiomycota; Agaricomycetes; Boletales; Suillaceae
Exons: 5
Coding region: 1-405 (134 amino acids)
Source: RefSeq, a predicted model, not a curated record
AUGUCUCCACUGACCCAACCCAAACUUAUUCACACCACGCUGUAUUUUAUAGCGGUGAUCAUCCGCCAGGGACCCAAUUUGCGGCACUGUGCUCAUGCCACUCAAGGCAAAUAUAGUAUGGGCGUCAACAACCUUUGGGAGUUACUAGAGCCUGCUGCAAAAACAGUGCCCAUUACCUCGCUUGCCCUCCAGGACCGCUAUGUGGGACCUGCUCCUCACCUGCCCUAUGUGAUAGGAGUUGACACAAGCCCUCGCGUCAUACCCUUACCCGACCUUACCCUUGUCAUCCUUGUCAUCCUCGCAUUCCCUUUCGCUCUCUAUCUGUCGCUUCAGCAAAGCCAGUACAUCUGGCCGAACCCUUUUGCUGACGAAGCAUACCCAUGCUCCGUUCCACCACCUGACUGA